Molecule: messenger RNA, 801 nt
Organism: Chlorella variabilis
Lineage: Eukaryota; Viridiplantae; Chlorophyta; Trebouxiophyceae; Chlorellales; Chlorellaceae
Product: expressed protein
Exons: 8
Coding region: 1-801 (266 amino acids)
Source: RefSeq, a predicted model, not a curated record
AUGCCGUGGCUGCAGCGGUCUGUGGCGGCAUGUGUAGCGGCACCCCUGCAGAAGGCUGCGCCCGAGAGCCCUAGCAUCGGCCACGCCCAGCUGCCCGAGCUGAUCAGCAGGGAGACCGUGCGGGCCCUGGAGGCCGAGCUGGACAACGGCGCCUCCAUCGCCGCGCUGCGCCGCUUCAACGACCUCCUCGCCAACCUGCCCGCCGGCAGCUGGGAGGCCGCCCUGCGCCCCGUCAUGUGCGAGCUGGCCUACAACCUGGAGUCCUUCAACCCUGCCUUCACCGCGGUGCUGCUCAGGGUGCAGCAGACCAUCGGCGUCAGCGACUAUGUGCGGCGCGACACGGCGCUGAAGAGCCUGAUCCAGCCGCUGGCGGGCGAGUACGGCAUGCACAACAACGAGGCGCAGGCCCUCACCCACCGCGAGCUCUUCUCCCUCUUCUACGCCGACCUGCUGCGGGAGCCUCUGGAGGAGGCACUGGCGGCCAACCCGCGCCCCGCAGCCGCCCACCGCUUCUUCGCCCAGAUGAUGCGCGACCUCAACACCGCCUGCGCAGACGCCAUGCAGCAGGCCUGCUACGCCAUGGGCUACAACCUGGCCAUCGAGUACCUGGCCGACUACGAGAAGACGUGGAUGCUGGACUCGUUCCGAGCGCUGGACGCGCGUGUGCUGGCCCCCGCGGGGCGCCCGCUCACCGAGUGGGUCUUCCUGGAGGUGCACGCCGAGGGCGAGGCGGAGCACGCCGCCAUCGGCCACGACGCGGUGGUGGCGUUUGUGCCGGCGGCGGAGGAGGUGGACAGAUAA